Molecule: messenger RNA, 1594 nt
Organism: Ipomoea triloba (trilobed morning glory)
Lineage: Eukaryota; Viridiplantae; Streptophyta; Magnoliopsida; Solanales; Convolvulaceae
Product: serine/arginine-rich splicing factor RS2Z33-like
Exons: 6
Coding region: 284-1369 (361 amino acids)
Biological process (GO): mRNA splicing, via spliceosome
Cellular component (GO): nuclear speck
Molecular function (GO): mRNA binding; zinc ion binding
Source: RefSeq, a predicted model, not a curated record
GUGAAUAUGCCUCGUUAUGAUGAUCGGUAUGGUAGUGCGACCCGUCUCUAUGUGGGUCAUUUGUCUUCUCGUACCCGUUCUCGUGAUUUGGAGCGAUUGUUCUGCAAAUACGGGAGGAUUCUACGCAUUUGCUUGGCCUGAAGGUCAGUGUUGAGAGGGUGGCCUUGGUGGAAUUGAUGGAAAAACACUCCGAGUUUUAGGAGAGAUUGUUGAUUCUUUCUGUAUUGUCUUUGCCUGUUUUUAUGGAAUUGGGAACAAUCAAACUGGUGUUUAGUUCGUCUUGAUGGGCAAAUGCCAUCCACUUCUGUGCUUAAGUAAUGAUGGCCUUAUUGUUUCUGGCAACCAUUUCCGCAGAGUACGAGAUGUGGACAUGAAGCGUGACUAUGCCUUCAUUGAUUUUAGUGACCCUCGGGAUGCUGAUGAUGCAAGACGUUAUUAUGAUGGGCGUGAAGUUGAUGGACGCCGCAUAAUUGUGGAAUUUGCCAAGGGAGUGCCACGGGGUCCAGGUGGUUCCCGAGAUUAUCUUGGUCGUGGGCCCCCUCCUGGUUCAGGUCGCUGCUUCAACUGUGGAAUUGAAGGUCAUUGGGCCCGUGAUUGCAAAGCUGGUGAUUGGAAAAACAAGUGCUAUAGGUGUGGAGAAAGAGGUCAUAUAGAAAAGAAAUGUCCAAAUAGUCCACAGAAGCUCAAACGUGGAAGGAGUUACUCAAGGACACCUGAGAGAUCACGUUCUCCUCACCGUGGCCGGAGGCACAGUCGAAGUUACAGCCCAAGCCGCAGCUAUAGCCGGUCAAGAUCUCCUGCAAGGAGAGAACAAGUUGAGCCCGAGAGAAGAUCCAGGAGCCCUGCAAUCAGCAGAAGCCCCGAGCCAAGAAGUGCUACUCCCUCUAAAACACAGAAGCGCAGCCCAAACCCCAUUGAGGCCAGCCCCCCAAGCCAGAGGGAAGAGAGUCCUUCUAAGAGGGGAAAGGUGAUGGCAGACCAAGAUGGCUAUGAUAGAAGCCCUCCUAAGAGGGCAAAGGCUAUGACAGAGCAAGAUGGCUAUGAGAGAAGCCCUCCUUCUAAGAGGGCAAAGGUGAUAACAGAACAAGAUGGCUAUGACAGAAGCCCUCCUUCUAAGAGGGCAAAGGCAGUGACAGAAGGAGAUGGCUAUGACAGAAGCCCUCCUUCUAAGAGGGAAAAGGCUAUGACAGAAGAUGGCAAUGACAGAAGCCCUAAGGGGAAAAGAAGCCAUAGUCCUUCGAGCCCUGAAAGAGGGAGCGUAGCUCCUAGGAAGUAUGAUGAGAGCCCUUUCGAAGCUAAUGGGCGCAGUGGCAGCAGCCCAAGUCCAAGGUAUGAAAGGAGCCCUGCUGAUGACCGGGACGAUAAUUAGCUAUCGUGAUAGGCAGCCUAUUGCCAUUGUUUGAAGUCAGAAUGAUCAAUAUCUUUUUGAGAAAGAAACUUUUGUCCUAGCUUCAAAAAAAAAAAGAAGAAACUUUUGUCCUUAAAAAUGCAUUUAUUUCUUUUACAAUUUCUCUAGUCUUUAGACCUUGUGAGCACUGUUAUGAAAUAUAUUGCAGGCAGUUAAGACUUCAUUGACCCAUACAAUGCUCUAUUU